Molecule: messenger RNA, 1955 nt
Organism: Gaeumannomyces tritici R3-111a-1
Lineage: Eukaryota; Fungi; Ascomycota; Sordariomycetes; Magnaporthales; Magnaporthaceae
Exons: 1
Coding region: 590-1792 (400 amino acids)
Cellular component (GO): mitochondrion
Molecular function (GO): oxidoreductase activity
Source: RefSeq, a predicted model, not a curated record
GAAAGGGUAGUUAAAACGUAGCUCUUCUGCUUAUUAGAUAACUCCUAGCUGGUAUGCUGGGCCACGGCGAUUGCGAGGGACAUCAACGCUCUGGCUGGACAAACAUUCCCAUUCCCAUUCCCAUUCCCGUCCAUCGGGCAGCACAAGACAACUUCCAACAAGCCAUCUCCGAAAACCUAGGUCCACAACUACAAAAGGCAGUCAUAAUCGGCGAGACUGUUGCGCCCGGAACCUUCUUUCCAACCAAGCUCCAACGAAUUCACGGCGCUUACAAUGGAUGCGCUUAGAAUUACUUGAUGCAAGGUUGCGGAUCGCUUUCUCCCGCGAUUAUUCAGCCCGCUGCGUGCGGCGAUGCGGGGACUCGUCGGGGACCCGAUUUGACGCCCGGCUCGCGGCAACCCGGUGAUGCGUGAGAGUCCAACCCGGGAUUUUGCGAAAGGCGAGCCCGAAAAGCCAUACAGAGACGUCCGGUAAUUUGUCGCGACGAUUGCGCGGAGGCGAAUGCUCCUUUCGGAAUGUAAACGUUCGUAGCCGGUACAUCGCAUCAGAAAGUGGCUAUAAAACCGGGAGACAUCCGGCGUAGAAGCCCAUGUCUGUCCGUCUAUCCGCCAUCGCCUCUCGACAACACAAGCUCUACGAUAACCAUUUCUACAGUGUCAACACAAACCACAAUAAAGCAUCCUACCUUACACACCUUACCGCCAUGGCGUCCACCACUGCCGUUGUCCCCAAGGACCUUCCCACAGAGAUGCAAGCCAUCCUACAGCCCGACAAAGCCUCCACAAAGCUCGUCCAAGGCACUAUCCCCGUCCCCACACCAACCCACCCGGACGAUAUUCUAGUCCGCGUCGUAGCCACCGCCCCCUGCGCCGGCGAACUGCUUUGGGCACGCAACUUCCCCGAACUGAUCCCCGCCGACAAGAUCCCGGUUCCCGGCCAGGAUAUGGCAGGUAUCGUCGUCGCGGCUCCGCAGCACUCGACCUUCAAGCCCGGGGACGAGGUUUACGCACGCAUCGAGGCCACACGGCCGGGUGCCGCUGCAGAGUACACCCUGGCCAAGGAAAGCGAGCUCGCCCUCCGACCACGCUCUGUCGACUGGGCCCACACGGCGGCGACGCCGCUCAGCGCCCUGACGGCGUACCAGGCCCUCUUCACGCAUGGAACGCUCAACCCGGCCGCCCUGCUGGGAGGGCAUAAUAUCUCAAGUGACAAGGCCGCUGCGGUGCGGGCAAACGGGCAGCAGCGGGUGCUCGUGACGGGCGCGUCGGGCGGCGUCGGUAGCUGGGUGGUGCAGCUAGCAGCGGCGGCCGGGGCGGGGGCCGUCGUGGCGGUGGCAGGUCCGGGCAAGGGAGACCUGGUGCGCGAACUGGGCGCAACAGAAGUGGUCGACUACAGUCGCCAGACCAUCGGUCAGUGGGCGGCAGAAGGGAGCGGCGGCGAGCACGGGGUCGACCUGGUGGUUGACUGCAUCGGCGGCACUAGCCUGGCAGCAUCGUGGGCGGCAGUCAAGGACGGCGGGCUGAUUGUCAGCAUCGUCAGCAGCCCGGAAGCAGCGAGGCCGGCAGGGGGGCAGGCCGGCAACUCUGCCAAGGCUGCAAAAGGACUCUUCUUUGUCGUCGAGGCGCUGGGGUCGCAACUGAAGGACAUAGCGAGGCUCGUCGACGCCAAGGUGGCGCGGCCCUUGGUCGACAGCGUCUGGGGUUUCAACGAGUUCGAGAAGGCAUUCGGACGGCUGGAAGGAGGGCACGUGAGGGGCAAGAUCGUUAUGCAGGUGGACGGGUCCUUGGAGUGAGGCUGAGGUGUGUGGUGUGGUAGUACUCAGGCGGCAGUCAUGAUCAGAUCAAGUUUCGAGGCUAGCUUCGAUGCUUCGAGGGGCGUAAUCUAGAAAUGCAGAGUCAUUUUUCUUCGGGCGGACAGUCCGAAACCGGCACAAUAGCACGAGCGUGGCACCUGGC